AUGACAGGGAACUGCGGAGCUUUUCAUACUCCCAAGAAGCUGAAAGACGUUGGACCUGGUCAUCUCAUCAAGAAGCAGGAAGUGGUUAAGGAUCUUCCACAAAACUCUUGUGAACAGAACAAGAAGCCAGGCUGGGAAAAGGUGCAGUCCAGAAAGGACAAGAAGAAGGAGCGUAAGAAACUGCCCCCAGAAAAACCUCUGGUGCCUUCACCGAAGCCGAACCAGAAGCCAAGAAGAACAGCAACGAGACCGGAGGCACUUAUUAUUCGUCCAGCGAACAAAGAUAAGUAUUCUGAAAUACUUACACGGAUCAAGGCGGACGUUCGCCCAGAUCAGCUUGUUACAGAAAAUAGUUGCGAAACACCACGUGAAGAAAUCGGUGUUUGCAUUCCGGUAGUAAAGUGUCCGUCGAUAGUGAAUAUUCUCAAAGGUAGAAAACCGUUGUCGGAUGCUACUUUGAGAUUUCUUCGUCAAUCACAAUGUGGACUAGAAGGAGAAAUGCCGUUUGUAUGCUGUACAGAUUCCGUUAAAAAAGAUAACUUGACAAUAGAAGCGUCAGAAUUAGUUCCAAAUCCACCAGAUGUGUCUAAUCAUCCUAAUUUGAGGUUACUUGACCACGAACUCUGUGGUCCGGUGAAUGAAGCUAAAGUAUACAGAGGUGAAAUUGCAGGUGUAUUUGAUCACCCAUGGAUGGCGCUGCUAAUUUAUCUUCACCAGGGAAAGAAGAAAUUUGGGUGCGGUGGGACAGUUAUCAACAAAAGGUAUAUUUUGACAGCAGCUCAUUGUAUCAAGGAUUUACCGUCAGGUCGAACUCUAAUCGGAGUACGAGUCGGAGAGCAUGACUGGAGUACGAAACGUGACUGUGACGUCGAUAAAGAUGGCCUGGAAAUCAUGUGUUCCGACGAUUCAUAUCAAGAUUUUCUUGUGCAGAGCACAAAAUUCCACCCUGACUUCAAGCUAUCAACGCUGCGGAAUGACGUAGGACUGAUACGUCUGCACAAAAAUAUAGACUUUCUGCCAAUAAAUACCAAGCCUAUUUGUUUGCCAAUUGAACAAAAUCAAAAGAUGGAUUACAAAUCUUUAACAGUGACCGGCUGGGGCGCCACUGAGUUUGAUAUUCUUAGUAAGAAACUUUUAAGGGUUGACGUACAGCCUCUUCCUAUUAAAAAAUGUACCGAAGCCUUAGGACCCAGUAGUACUAUUAUUUGGUACAAAGAGAUAUGCGCUAUCGGUAUAAGCCGCGGAGAUUCAGCUUCUGGCGACAGUGGUGGUCCGCUUUUAUCAACAGGUCGAUAUUAUAAUGAUGCACGAGUUAUUCAGCAUGGCAUUAUUAGUUAUGGAAUGAAUAACUAUGGAAUUUAUACAAGUGUAUCGUAUUAUUUAGACUGGAUACUGGAUAAUUUAGAUAAAUAAUUAAA
Molecule: messenger RNA, 1418 nt
Organism: Cotesia glomerata
Lineage: Eukaryota; Metazoa; Arthropoda; Insecta; Hymenoptera; Braconidae
Product: serine protease easter-like
Exons: 4
Coding region: 1-1413 (470 amino acids)
Biological process (GO): proteolysis
Molecular function (GO): serine-type endopeptidase activity
Source: RefSeq, a predicted model, not a curated record